CUGGGAAAAUAAUAUUCUUUAUUCUUUAUUUCUUCAGGUGAAGACAGAUUCAAAAAGCAGGUCACUGGACGUCUUUGAGAGAUGUUUGAGAAACAACCCUACGAUAGUCCCCCGAUGUACACCCCACCUUCCAAUGGCUUUGGACCACCAGGGAGCUUCCAAGACCCAAGGAGUGAAUUUGAUCCCUACCCUCCAGCUCCAGGAUCUUACUAUGUGGGUGAGGAGGUACCACAGCAUUUCUACAAAUGGUUCUCCCCUCCGGGAAUUGUGAAGAUUAUGGUAGGAACCGUUAUAAUCCUCUGUCUGGGAAUCUUUGCCUGUGUGGCCUCGACUCUGGUUUGGGACAUGCAGUAUGGAUUAGGUUAUGGAUCUGGACAUUCCGGCUAUCCUGGAUACGGAAGUGGAUAUGGAUACGGAAGUGGAUAUGGAUACGGAAGCGGGUAUGGAUACGGAAGUGGAUAUGGAGGCUACUACAAUUCUUACCCGACCCCUUACUCGGCAAAGACCAGCAUGAUUGCCGUCGCUGCCAUAAACUUCAUCAUCGCUUUGGGGUUCUUUGCAGCCAGCUUCUCCAAAACAAACAUGUUCCGCAGCAGGAAGUUCUACCUGGUGGUGCUUGUUGUCUGUUCUAUAAUGGCAGUGAUUCAGGGCAUUAUAAACAUUGUGUACAUUGUAGGAGUGAACCCUAUGGCCCAAAGCUCCACCAGCUCAUACUACAACCCCAUGCUUAUGAUGUGUCAGAACCUCUAUGGCAGCAGUGUGACAGGAAUGGGGGCCGGCUUUCCCAUCUAUAACCAGUACUUGUACCACUACUGCUACGUGGACCCGCAAGAGGCAGUUGCAAUGGUUUGUGGGUUCAUGGUUGUGGUGGCACUGGCUGUGGCGGCCUUCUUCUCCUAUAGGACCAGAAGUAAAAUCAGGCACUACGGGAAACCAAACAUCUACUGGGAUGGACCACUAAUGGGAGGACCCGAGGGCAGAGAUGUGGAGGAUUGGGUCAACCAUGUACAGGAUGGACAGAGCGUGCAGGAGGCAUCCAUGGUGUUUUCAGAGAAGAUGGCUCCUGUUCUGGCUUCGGCCCCCAGUGUCGGCUCCAUCCCCCUAAAGACUGGCAGUUUCUUUAGCUCUGAGUCCCACAAUGUUAUCGGUUACCCUGAGCGCUCUUUUAGCCGCCCAUCUCACUCCACAUCCCCGUCUGGAGAAGUGAGCUCCAGCCCCUCCGACCAGACAGACACCAUCCACAAACCGUCUGCCUCCAGGGGCAAGAGGCGCAGGAGGAACCCUGAGCUGGACGAGUCCCAGUACGAAACCGAGUACACAACGGGAGGAGAGACUGCCAAUGAUUUUGACGAAGAUCUAUGGACACGUCUAUAUCCAGAGAUCACAUCUGAUGCCCAGCGACACGAGUAUAAGAAAGAGUUUGACUCGGACCUCAGGACCUAUAAGGAACUGUGUGCCGAAAUGGAUGACAUCAACGAUCAGAUAAACAAACUCAGCAGAGAGCUGGACACACUUGAAGAGGGCACGUCCAAGUACCAGGCUGUAGCCGAGGAAUAUAAUCGUCUCAAAGACCUAAAACGGAUGGCAGAUUAUCAAAACAAGAAGCACCAAUGUUGCAAACUGCGCCACAAGCUUUUCCAUAUGAAACGAAUGGUUAAGAUCUACGACCGCCGUCAGUAAUAAUGAGCUCCAUUAAACCACCACACCUGCUCUCCUUGUUAAACACUUCUGCAUUUAACUGACAAAGCCUUCAAAUGACUGUGUGACCAAAGUUGCCCGAAACUGCUGUAACCAUGGCUUCACCCAGUGCUUAUGAUUAACCUGAGCCCUAAAGAUGAUUGGAAACAAGGACCAGAGAUUCCGAAAACCGGUCCUUCCAAAGUCUUUCCAUUACCUGGAACUUGUUCUUUCACUGGAAACAUCUGCCUUUUUUUAGAGUGAGUGACUUCAUAUAGCCUGUAAAAUGCCAUAAAGCAUAAAAAUAUUGUUGUUCUGUUUUUUUGUUGGGUGCGGUUGUGAGUGCUAACUUCAAGGUCAGCUGAUUACAGCGGUGCAUGUGUUUGUUGGAGGAAAUGUACUUUAGACAGUCCUCUCCAACUGAGUAAUUUGCACCUGCAUUGGCAUCUACGCAGUCAGUUUCCUUGUGUAUUACUGUAAAUGAGUUGUGUGUUUUAUUGUCUGUAAAGGUGUAACUGUGGGGCACUGCUUGUUUUCAAGUCAGAAAACAUAAAAGAUUUUGUUUCGAGGUGUGCUAGAAUAGUUCCCAGAAACAACUGAGGUAUUUAGUUGAGCAGUUGUGUCCUAAUGGUUAGAGAGUCGGACUUGUAACCCAAAGGUUGCGGGUUCGAGUCUCGGUA
Molecule: messenger RNA, 2357 nt
Organism: Sinocyclocheilus rhinocerous
Lineage: Eukaryota; Metazoa; Chordata; Actinopteri; Cypriniformes; Cyprinidae
Product: occludin-like
Exons: 8
Coding region: 82-1680 (532 amino acids)
Biological process (GO): bicellular tight junction assembly; positive regulation of transcription elongation by RNA polymerase II; snRNA transcription by RNA polymerase II
Cellular component (GO): bicellular tight junction; transcription elongation factor complex; membrane
Molecular function (GO): cis-regulatory region sequence-specific DNA binding
Source: RefSeq, a predicted model, not a curated record